Molecule: messenger RNA, 1313 nt
Organism: Lutzomyia longipalpis
Lineage: Eukaryota; Metazoa; Arthropoda; Insecta; Diptera; Psychodidae
Gene: aay
Product: phosphoserine phosphatase
Exons: 4
Coding region: 294-1136 (280 amino acids)
Biological process (GO): L-serine biosynthetic process; dephosphorylation
Cellular component (GO): cytoplasm
Molecular function (GO): magnesium ion binding; L-phosphoserine phosphatase activity
Source: RefSeq, a predicted model, not a curated record
AUGCGCGCGUGAAUUUUAUAUGUGGUUGAACCAUUCUCACAUAAAGUGCUCCAAGUACAAAAACAUGCUUACACUUGGGUCAGUUGAUCAGUUCUCAUUCGUAUCUCGUAGCGUUAAAGUGGAACCCACCAUUCCAGUGUGUAAUAUAGAACGGAGAAGUUCUGUGAUUUAUUAUAACAAAGAAUUCUUCAUUAUUCUUAUAACUCUCAAGUAUUGAUCUUCCUCAUAUUUUUUUUAUUCCAAAAAAGAAUAAAUUCUCUGUUUAACAAAGGGGAAAUAAAUAAAUAAAUAAAAUGAGUCGACUCGUGAACUCCCUCGUGAAUCUGAUAGCAAUUUCAUCGGCUGAGAAUCCAUCAAUCCGUCCGCGAGGUAUUAAUUCCAAUGCCGAUAUUGCGUCAACAUCAAAUGCAACACGUACGCUGGCCACAAUGACCAAUGGCUAUGGUAGCAGUGACAAAGAGAAGAAGCCCAAUGAAGCCGCUGCCAUCAUUCGGCGCACCAACAUUGUGUGCUUUGAUGUGGACUCAACGGUAAUCCGGGAAGAAGGCAUCGACGAGUUGGCAGCAUUCUGUGGGAAACGAAACGAGGUAUCACGCCUCACGCGGGAAGCUAUGCAGGGUUCAAUGACAUUCCAGGAAGCCCUGCGAAAGCGUCUGGAGAUCAUUAAUCCGAGUCAAGGGGAGAUAUGGGAGUUUAUCAAGACACACCCGAGUACCCUAUCGAGUGGACUUAAAGACUUCAUUGGCUACUUGCGGGAGCACAAUGUUGAAGUUUUUCUCGUUUCCGGAGGCUUUGAUUGUCUAAUUGAGCCCGUAGCAGAGCAAUUGGGUAUCCCUGUGGAAAAUAUAUAUGCCAACAAACUCUUCUUCACAUACAAAGGAGACUACGCUGGAUUUGAUACGAAUCAACCAACAUCGAGAUCUGGCGGCAAAGCAGAGGCUAUUGCCAAGAUCAAGGCGAGAGCCAAUGAGACGGACAUCAUUACAAUGAUUGGUGAUGGUGCUACUGACCUCGAAGCAUGCCCACCUGCUGAUUACUUCAUCGGCUACGGUGGCAAUGUCGUGAGGGAGGAAGUACGAAACCGAUCAACAUACUAUGUGACGAAUUUCUCACAGCUGAUAGCCAAAUCUCACUGAGAUUUCAACAUUUUUAUCGCCAUUAUUUCUUUAUUUAUCUCUUAGGCGUUAAUUUGUUUUUUUUUUUAAAUUACAUUGUGUGUAAUAAUGUAUAUGUAUGUAGAUGUAAGAGGUAGAUUUUUUUCUUCUGAAAUCAUACAAAAUAUACAUAAAAUGAUCUUAUUAUAUUAGAAAGUA